Agrilus planipennis (emerald ash borer) is the source of this 1258-nucleotide messenger RNA. RefSeq names its product nucleolar protein 58-like. Lineage: Eukaryota; Metazoa; Arthropoda; Insecta; Coleoptera; Buprestidae. The record is from RefSeq and is a predicted model, not a curated record. Bases 332 to 796 code for a protein of 154 amino acids. The transcript is spliced from 6 exons.
UCUACAUUCUAAAAUAUUAGAAUUAAAGGUCAAAAGCCAAUGAUUAUAUCUACCAUUAACGAUCAUUCCAAACGAUAGGUGAAAAAAUUACUUAAUAAAUUCUUUAAAACCAACAUAAAUAAAAUAAACAUACUGAAAUUGAAAACCUAAUAUCAACCUGUAACACGUCGUACUACGUAAAAAAAAGGUCAAAAACAAAUGAUUAUGUAUCGGUUAAACUUAAAAAAUUAAACGUCAGAAUUUAUGUCAUUAUUUGGGGAGGGGGCAGAGUUAAAAUUUUCGCGCUUUUCAUAUUUCGAUUUAUUUUGAUUUGUUUUAAUCAAAAUUAACAAUGGAAGAAGACGAAGGCGAAGAAGAAGCAAUUUCCGAAGGACCUAAACCUGCAAAGGAUAAAAAAGGAAAGAAGGAUAAAAAGAAGUUUGAUCCAUUAGCUGAUCAAGAAAUAAAAUUUAAAAAGGUCGAUUUUGAGCACGCAUUAACACCGGAAGAAAAGGCCGCAAGGAAAAAAGAGAAAGAGGAUAAAAAGAAAGGAAAAGGGAAGCAUAAAGAACCUAAGAAAGCACCUGAAGGUGCAGAAGGUGGAAAUGAAGAAAUGGGAGGAGGAGAUACUCAAGAAGAAAAAUCGGAGGAGCAGAAAACCGAUAAGACGGAGGGUGAGGAGGCCGAAGGAAUCGAACAGGAACCACAAGGCAAGAAGAAAGGCGCUAAGAAAGAAAAAUCUAAAAAGGAGACAGAAGAAAAAAAGGACAAAAAAGAAAAGAAAGAGAAAGGUAUCAGCAUUCUCGAACCUAUUUAAGAUUGGCUAAUCGUAAUCGUAAAAUGUUAUCAAAAUAUUAACAAACGUAUACCUGUUGUCUAUACAAGUGCAAGCGGAAGUUCCCGAAAAGGGCAAAAAGAAAGAUAAAGAAAAACCCGCUGUAGAUAAAGAUGAAAAGGAAACGCGCGAAGAAGAGGAAGAGGAGGAGAUUGAGGAGGAAGAAGAAAAAAUAAAAAAGGAGAAAGAAAAGCCGGUAACAGAUACAGCAAAGAAAGGUAAGGAAAAGGUAAAAGAGAAAGAAGAAGUCCCAAGCGAAAAGAAGAAGGGAAAGGAAAAAGACAAAGGUGAAGAAAGCAAAAAACAAAAAGGAAAGAAAAAGUCUGCAAAAGAAGCUGCAAAAAGCGAAAGCAAAGUAGAAUCGGAAACUGUAGAGACAAAAGAGGAAGGUUCAACAACGGGCAAAGGUAAAAAAGGCAAAGAAAAGAAAAAGGGAAAGAAAGG